This is a messenger RNA of Alosa alosa (allis shad), 1236 nucleotides long. RefSeq lists its product as uncharacterized. The transcript has 2 exons. Bases 100 to 897 code for a protein of 265 amino acids. The record is from RefSeq and is a predicted model, not a curated record. Lineage: Eukaryota; Metazoa; Chordata; Actinopteri; Clupeiformes; Clupeidae.
ACAAACACUCAAAUUUUGAGAUACAAACACACACAUACUCACAUACUUGAGGAAACUCACACACACUCACAUACAGAGACCCGGAGACCUAGAGGAAAAAUGAGUCGGACUGUACCACACAGGGCGGCUUUCAGCGCUACAAAGAGAGGAGCCAGUGCACAGCUUGAGCUCUCAGCAGCCGCGGCUGGUCCGACAGCCCCUCGCGAUGCCCUGAGGAGAUUCCUCCUGCUGAAGUAUAUCCAGACGCUGCUGCUGCCACUGGGCAACGAGCUGCUGCUGGCCGUGGGUGCGCUGGCCAGCCUCUACACCCUCCUGCUGCUCUCCUCGCCGCACGUCUCCCGCAAGGCUUCUGUCGUGCUGCUGGGCCAGCUGGCCAGGGCUGACGGCCUGCUGCUGCUACGCUGGGGCCUGGGCCUCGAGUUCGGUCUCGGGCUGGGCGACAUGAAGCUUUCCCUGGGUUGUGAUGGGCAGGCAACCCCCUGGAUCGUUCGGGGCCUGCUGCUGGAGGCCCACCACCUGGCCAGCUUGCUGCUGCUGAGCUGCGUGAGCCUGGAGGCACUGCUGGUGAGCCACUGGGCGGCCGAGUCGCGCCACGUGCGAACGGCACAUCACGCAGGACUCGUCUGCACCCUCAUAUGGACCGGAGUGGCGUUGCAGCUGGGCUUACAGAUAGUAGGAUGCUGCUCGCGGGACUCAAACUUGGAGGCAGACGAGGGCUCAAAAUCAGACAUGGACGGGGGGUUAAUCAGGUGUUUCCUGCAGAUUUGUGCCACUCUGGCUCCACUCUCGCAUGUGCUGAUGCAAGGUUUACAAGCGCUGCUCUGGGUGGCGAACACUUGGGUGCUUUAUAAAGUCUUUUACCGUAAGACACAGAAAGGGAAGAGCUGUUUCCACUAGAACUCUUCCCCUUUUUGGGCAUAGCCAAAACAAACAAGCUGGAGUAAGAUGGAUUGUAUUUGUACUAUUUAUAUGUCUUCUGUUAUCGUUGUGGUUUUGAUUGUUUUGUAUUUAAGGUAUUGUGUGCUUGGAUCAGUGUAUUAAGGACAAUUUGACUCUCUCCAGGCAUUUAUGGAAAAACUGAUGUCAUCUGUGUGGCAUUCACUUGGUUAAGAGGAGAGAGAGAGAGAGAGAGAGAGAUCCGUGUUUGUGUGUGUGUGUGUGUGUGUCACAGCAACACUGAGGCAACAAUAUGACUGCUUGCUUACAGAGCUAAUAAAAGUUUUCAAUAAAAAAACA